Linum tenue is the source of this 429-nucleotide messenger RNA. Lineage: Eukaryota; Viridiplantae; Streptophyta; Magnoliopsida; Malpighiales; Linaceae. The record is from the annotation of a GenBank genome assembly.
AUGGACGCCGCCAUUCAUCUAAUAGACAUUGUCCCUGCCGCUCAGAACAACAUAACCACAACGUUCAUAUUGUUGGAGAAGAGCAGAAUUAAGAUGAAAGGGGAGAGCAAGACGUGCCGUGCGCUGGUAGCUGAUGAGACUGCGGCCGUGCACUUAGAGCUAUGGGGCGAGGACUGCGAUGCUUUUGACGCGGGAGACAUUAUCAGAUUGGAGAAGGGGAUCUUCUCCAACAGCGGGGACAACAACAAGAUGAAUCUGAGGGCAGGGAGGAGGGGAAGGAUAAAGAAGAUGGGGGAAUUCACGAUGGCGUUUGUGGAGACGCCCAACAUGAGUGAACUUCAAUGGGUGGUUGAUCCCAACAAUCCGAAAAAGUACAUCCAGCAAGCUGUUCUGUCUCCCCAUUCGCAAGUAUUCCCUCCUCUGCCUUAG